UCGUUCAUUUCAUUCAUUGGCGGCCAUUGUGGUUUACUUUGUUUUGUCAAAUUGUGAAAAACCCAAAUCAUUAAUUAGAUCGUUUUUUAAGGUUAAAAUCUUGCUUAUUUUACUUUAAUUUGUGAAGACGGUGCUAUUAGCAUUAUAAUUAAUAUUUUACAUGAUAAGUAUAGUGUUAUAAGUAGUAUAAUGUCUGAAGUUGAAGAGUACAGCCAGCAAAAGCCUGCAAAGACGGGCAAGCAGCAUAAUAUAUUACCAAUAUGGGGUAAUGAACAAACUAUGAACCUGAACCCACUAAUAUUAGCAAAUAUACAGGGCUCUAGCUACUUCAAAGUACACCUGUUCAAGUUGAAGACAUACCAUGAGGUGGUGGAUGAGAUCUACUACCAGGUGAAGCACCUGGAGCCAUGGGAGAGAGGGAGCCGCAAGACUGCCGGCCAGACGGGCAUGUGUGGCGGCGUUCGUGGUGUGGGUGCCGGUGGCAUUGUGUCCACUGCAUUCUGUCUUCUGUACAAACUGUACACUCUACGGCUCACUCGUAAACAGGUCAAUGGCCUGUUGCAGCAUUCUGACUCCCCCUACAUCAGAGCACUUGGAUUUAUGUACAUUCGCUACACACAACCACCAGCAGAUCUCUUCGACUGGUAUGCAGACUACUUAGAUGAUGAAGAGGAAAUAGACCCUCGUGCUGGAGGUGGAGGCUCCACAACCAUCGGUGCCUUGGUGAGACAGAUGCUCAUCAAACUGGACUGGUUCAGCACAUUAUUCCCCAGAAUACCAGUACCCAUACAGAAGCAGAUUGAACAGAAGUUAGCAGAGCACAAUAGGCAGACAUCAGCCACGAAGCCUGCAGCCAACUAUCGCGGUGGAGGUGGUAACAGCAGCAAUGGUGGAAAUAGUGCGGGCAGCGGGGGUGGGACUGGUGCCUACAACCCUAGCAGGAUGGACUCCGACCGAAGAGAGCACGACGAUCGAGAUAGACGAGAUUAUGGAGAGAGCGACAGGUAUUCAAAAGACAGAAUGAGACGCGACGAUCGCGAGAAUCGAGACCGUGAUCGCGAACGUGAUAGAGAGCGCGAUCGCGGCGACCGCGAUAGAGAUCGUGAUCGGGAACGCGAACGAGAUCGCAGGGAUCGAGACCGUCGCGACCGCCACCGUGAUAGAUCGCGGUCACGUGACCGACAGCGUCAUCGAUCGCGGUCUAGGGAUCGCCGCUUUAGAUAAUGUUCAGCAAAAUAUAGAUGAUUUAUUAUUGUGUCCUUCCUUACAAAUGAAUAAUAAUGAUGUUCUGAAUUUU
This is a messenger RNA of Spodoptera litura, 1297 nucleotides long. Its product is annotated as pre-mRNA-splicing factor 38B. NCBI's taxonomy places the organism in Eukaryota, Metazoa, Arthropoda, Insecta, Lepidoptera, Noctuidae. The record is from RefSeq and is a predicted model, not a curated record.